AUGUCUGAUCAAACUGUGAACAAAAACGGGCACCCCCCACCCAGUUCAGUGGAACUUAGUACACCGGAUAUGGCUAUGAAACCAACAAAUAGGGAGCUUAUGACUUGUUUAAAAAGUAUUGAUAGUAAAUUGUCAGCUGUGGAUAAGCGACUAAAGUCACUGGAGUCAUUAGAGGGUAAGGUUGAUAAACUUGAUCAGGAAAUGAAAAAACUUUGGACUUAUAUUCAUGACAAUCCAAAGAGGAGUGACGAGCGUUUGCAGAAGGUGGAGAGUAUGGCGGAAAGCACGGAUUUUAACCUCGGACUUGUGAAUGAUAAGGUUGUUACGUUGGAAAAAGAGAGGGUCGCUAUGAGGGACGAUCUAGCGUAUUUACAGUCGCAGUCAAUGCGCAAUAACCUCAUAUUCGGAAAUAUUUUUGAGGCCCCGACAGAGACACCGGCCGAGACGGAGGAGACAUUACGGGGAUUUAUGGAAGCAGAAUUGAACAUUGCCAAGGAGCUAGUCGAAAAGAUACAAUUUGAGCGAGUGCAUCGUGUUGGUACAAAGAAGAGUCAAACGGACAGGAGAAAUAUUGUUGCUAAGUUUUCGCUGUUUAAGGAACGGGAAAUGGUACGGAAACAGUGGAAAAAUCUCCAAGGUACAAACUUUUAUAUGCAUGAACAAUUUCCUAAGGAGGUUAAUGAUAAGCGAAGGAAACUGCUGCCGCAGCUGAAGGAAGCAAAACGGGCGGGUAAGAAAGCGUGGCUGUCGUUUGACACAUUAUACAUAGAUGGGAAGCCAGUGAGGCCAGACGCAUAG
Molecule: messenger RNA, 798 nt
Organism: Mercenaria mercenaria
Lineage: Eukaryota; Metazoa; Mollusca; Bivalvia; Venerida; Veneridae
Exons: 1
Coding region: 1-798 (265 amino acids)
Source: RefSeq, a predicted model, not a curated record